Molecule: messenger RNA, 1149 nt
Organism: Durusdinium trenchii
Lineage: Eukaryota; Dinophyceae; Suessiales; Symbiodiniaceae
Source: the annotation of a GenBank genome assembly
AUGGCGAACUUUUUCAUCGAGCAGCAGCUGGGAGCUGUGGCGCGAGAGCAAGGGACCUCGGUCCGAAGCUUAAGGAGUCGGAUCAGAGAAGUGACAUCGGGACUGACACUCGCCACUGCGUGCAGCGGCACGGAUUCUCCCAUCGUCUUGGCCAAAUGCUUGGGCCUGGAGAGCAGCUUUAGCUGCGAGUUCGACAAGCUCAAGCAGGAAUGGAUCAUGGCCAACUUCCCUGAGGUCCAGCGGCUCUUCUGUGACAUCAAGACGUUGAGGCGCAAUGAGGUCUUGAAUUUGAUCACUGGAGCCAAGGAACGCGUGCCUUCAGCGGACAUUUUCAUUACUGGCUUCGUUUGCAAGUCGGUUUCUACGGAGAACAAUGACCGCAAGGCCUACAAGAACUGCAUCAAGGAGGGCAGUGGUGAGACCGGUGAGACGUUUAGUGGAAUGAUGGAUUACAUCAAGAAGCAUACGCCAUUGGUGGUGAUUGCAGAGAACGUGAAGGGGAUCACCACCAAGAAUGACGGCAAUCCACCGGUGAUUCUUCAAGUGGUAGAUGCAAUGAAGAAGGCAGGGUACCAUUUUGACUACAAGCUCCUCAACACGAGCGACUUCAUCAUUCCUCAAAGCCGCAAUCGUUGUUGGAUGGUGGGCCUUCGCCGCGACCAGUUCAGUGAAUGCGAUGUCGAGGAGAUCUUCGACAUGGUCGAGCAGAUGAAGUCUCCGGCGAUGGAUUUGAAGAAGUACUUCAAGCAUUUCAAGGUCGGUCGAAUGGGGAUGCCACCGAAGCAGACUCUGAACGCACGGCAGAGGAGGGUCAUCAAGGCUGGUUUGAAGAAGGCGAAACAGCGAAGCCCUCGUGAUCAAGUGAUCGUCGACGUGGCCAAGAGCGACAAGAGAGCACCAACGCAGCUGAAUCGCACGCCCUGCUUGGUGGCCAACAGCACCCCGUUUUGGCACAAUCAGAAUCGCUUCUUGAGUGCUGAGGAGGUGCUGGCCCUGCAGGGCAUCUUUGCCAAGGACUUCAAGGCAGCGAAGAAGACCUUCCUCACCAAGCACCGCAGGCUUUGCCACGAUUUGACGGGGAAUGCCUUUUCGAUGUCGGUGUGUUCUGCUGUCUUGAGCAGCGUCUUGCUGAAGCUUUGCGAUGUGUGA